Caenorhabditis auriculariae is the source of this 7235-nucleotide messenger RNA. The record is from the annotation of a GenBank genome assembly. Lineage: Eukaryota; Metazoa; Nematoda; Chromadorea; Rhabditida; Rhabditidae.
AUGGCCGAAAUCGACGAGGCCAUUUUGCUCGGCGAUUCAAAAGAGACAGGUCGAAUCUCCGUCGACGACAGUGUUCUCGAUUUGGAUUCUGAUAUUGCGUAAGCUUUUUUAUUUAUUCUUUUAGGUCAUUGAUAAAUUCAGAGGAGAAGAUGAAGCAUCGAAACUGAAGAAGGAAGACCUCGAUCUGUACGACGACGUGAUAGCGCCGAGCAACACAUCUUUCGUACGUAUUUUCAUAAAUGAAUGUUUUGAAUUAAUUCUUUGCAGGAUUCAUCAACGCCGGUCACUACCGUUCCAGCCACGACCACGCCAGUAGAAGUUAAAACUCAACAAAAAUAUUCUUACUCAUCUUCUGGAGCAGCCACGUUUUCUACAUCAACGGAUAAAAAGUAAUAAAAAAGAUAACUCAAAAUGCAAAUUAAAUUUUUACAGGUAUUGCUGUUAUGUUGGCAACAUGGUUUGGUGGAAUACCGAUGCUGAUUUGAUGGUAAGAGCUUAUAUUUUCAAAAAAAAAGCUUUUUUGUUCAGAAGUUGAUGGCUGAGAUCGGAUUGGCGCGUAGCGACUUUGCUGACAUGAAAUUCUUCGAAAAUCGCACAAAUGGCCAGAGUCGUGGUUAUGCUUUGAUGGUUAUGAACACGGAGAAAGGUGAGUGGAUAGAAAAAGGAAAAUAUAGUAUGAAAAAAAAUUGACAAGCUUAGGUUAAUAUUUCGUGAAACUUGCGAGUGCAUGGAAGUCGAAAAUUUUUAUCUAAGUGAGCCAAAAAAAAAGUUGUUCUACUCUGAAACUAAGUGAUUCUUCUUUUUUUGAAGCUAUUUUUGGUUUUCUGAAGCUAUUGUAAACAAACAUUUUUAACUAUAAUCUUCCUUUAUUGAAAGUGUCAAGUUUGAGAAGGAUUGAAAAUGAUGCGGAUGAGGAGAAAUUGAACUUUGAAACUGUUUCCUUCUUGGGAAUCACAUGGACAAUUUUCGGGCUUUUUUAAAUUUGGGCUUUUUUAUGCACUUUCAGUUUUGUCUUGAAGAAUUAAAAAAAAUUUUCCUGUAGUGGAAGAAAAAUAAAGUCAAAAACUGAUUAUCAAACUCCAUUUCCAAGUCUUAAAAAUACAAAAGUCGAUAUGCACUUUUUUAUAUUCAAUUAUUUUUCAGCCGUGAAAACUCUCUUGGAACAACUGCCGUCGAAGCAAAUGCACGGCCAGAAUCCGAUCGUCCUUCCCUACAGCAAAAUUUCGCUGGCCAAACUCGAAGACGGGCAGGCGAAGCCGUUGAUGCGCGCGGAUACCAAGGCGAAGAAGGUAGGAGCCGCGUUGCGUAGGGCGUAGCGCAGGGGGUAGAGCGUUUGCUCGCCGUCCGCGCGGUCGCUGGAUCGACUCCCCAUCGCGCUCAUAAACUCAGCAGACAACCGGUUCGGAAGGUUGCAGGCUGGUAGCGGGCGCAAGAGAGAAUCUCUAUCUUACCAGCCAGCAACGAUUAAUAAAUUGUUGGUUAAAAGAACGCGUACAAUUUUUGCUUUUUUUGGUGUGAAAUUUUUAUUUCAGUUUAACAUCGUUUUUGAUAGAAAGAAACCCGUUUGGCGGAUUUUGUGUGAAAUUUUUUAUGUAGUGAAAAUUUCUCUGAUUUUUUCGAGAUCCUCCAGAAGUUAGAAUGCUCUUCAUAUACGUGUAAAAAAUGAAAUAUAUGUUUUUUCAUUCAGAAAAAAUUGUUGAUUUCACUUUUUAUAGAAAUCUAUUUGAAAUAUUCCCUACAAGCUAUGUUUCGAAUAGAAUUUUUAGAAUUUUCGAUUUAAUUUUUAGAAAUUUCAGAUUGCGUGAAAGAAGUUUUGUGAAGUUUUUGAUCAAAGUCUAGUCAUCUUUUCCAUUUUCCUCACACUUUUCUUCAAUAAGGACCAAGAAAAAUGUCAAAAUUUUCAAAAUAGCCUCACCAACUAAGCCACCAAGUGUUCAUAUUCAGAUAGAAGAGAACUGCGUCAACAUGGGAACCAUAAGAAUAGGUGGAACGAGUUCCGGCGGCGGAAUGAUGAUGGGCAACCGUGGACCAGCGGGAAUGAUGAUCCGUCCUUCUGGGCCUACGCCGUUGAUGCAGCCGCUCCCUGGACCGCCGCCAACAAGGAUCAUGCCGAUGAACGGUGGAAUGGCUCAGGUUGGAAUUAGUCGAAAAAACAGUCUUGAAAUGGAUAUGAGAAGAUCUUUCGAACUAUAGAAAAGUCGGCGGUCGCAGUUUUUUGGAAGAAGCUCUAACGGUUCUUAAGCUAGUACUAGUUGAUGAAAACGGAGAACAGAAAUAGAGAAAUAGACAAUUUUAUCAGCAUUUAGAGUGGUCUUUGAAGUGUGAACUAUAAAAAUUUCGAGUUUUUCUUUAUUUUAUUUUUUCUUGGGAGGGAAGGGGGUGAGAUCGUAAUUUUACUUUUUAGAGCUCCUAUCAUAGUGAAUCUUUGAUAAAUCCGUGAUUGAUUGUUAAAAAAAAACAAGGCGAAUUAUUCUGAAAAUAAAAGCCGUUUUAUCGAUUCAUACAAUAUUUAAAAACACUUCAGCAAAGCUUAUUUGAUGGUUGAUUAAAUGAUCAGUCAAUAUUUAUUUUUUAGUCAUGGAUUCAAUGGGGGAACAAGAGUUUUUCAAAUCAAAAUCGAAUAGACGCCUCUAGUAGACUAGAAGUCCAAACGUGUAGUCGAAAGAAGCAUGUCAUUGAAAUUUAAAAAGAAAUGCAAAAAUUAGACUUUUUUUCCAGCCAAUGAUGAACCGUCCUCAACCGCUCAUCGGAGCUCCGCCACAGCAGCAAGGACCAACUGCGGCCGGCAUCGCUCAGCAACUUCUCGGCGUCAUCGCGCAGACGGCGAAUCCGGGCGGUCAAAUGCGCCAAAUGAUGCCCAAUACCAACACCCUUCCUCCUCCAAUGCAACAGGUACUUAGGGGUAUCGUGAGGGAAACGUUUCGGGAAUUCAAUAGUUUAAAAAGAACUGUUUUAAAAGGUAACCGAAACAACUAUGAGAAGUACUAUUUAAGAGCUAUGAAAUUUAGUUUUUGAAAUUUCAGCCAAUGAUGAGCGCGCCGCCGCCGAACAACAUGCCGUUCAUGACCCAAGGACCUCCGCCAAACAUGCAGGCUAGGUAAAUGAAAAGUCUAGAAAGUUCGCGGCUUUGAUAACGAAAAAGAGGCGUUUUCUGCGCUCUCCACAGACUAAGCAUUGUCUCUUCAUUUAUCGUAUCGGGAUCUUUUUCUUUAUGAUUAGCCAGACGUGAACCAACUAUCGACUAUUUAUGGCUGGCAUGAGAUACAAAAGAAAACAUGAAUUUUUCUGAAUUUUUACCGAUCAGCAUAUAUGAGCAAACACAGUACUCAUUCAGCCCGGGAGGAAGGGUUGGAUUAAAAUGUUUCGAACAAUCAGGAAAAAAUCCAAGUUUCAAUCCCAGGGCUUUUGGCCACAAUAAUACAAGUAUUAGCUCCUGGAAGGUAGUAUUACCUUUAUUUUAGGAAAAAUUGGAAGAAAGGGUCGACGACCUUAAAAGAAUGGGUUUUCCAAGUAUGCCGAAUAGACGUUUUUUAAUCGCGUCAAGACCCUAAUUCUAAGAGCUUCAGAACAUCUUUUAUUAUUUUUUGUAUAAAUUAUAUUUUAAAAUCCAACAAAAACCUGCUUCCCACUAGUAAAAUCUCGAGCUUGAGCUUCAAACUUGAUUCUAUCAAUAUAAUUAUCAUUGCAUCAGUAUAAUAUACUUUUUGCUUUUCCAGACCACCCCAGUUCAAUCCGAACCCGAUGGGCUACGGUCAACCGCAGCCGUUGAUGGGAAUCAAUACGGCGAUGAAACCGCCGCAAGCCAUGCCCGUACAUGUCAAUCCACAGGUUUCAGAGCAGAAAAAUGGAAAAAAAGCGGAAUUUUCAUACAAAAAAUAGAGAAAAAUGGUUUUGAAAAGGGAACAUACGAAAACAGAAAGUAAAAAGAAGUUAUUUUAAGUUUUACAAUUUUCGAAAAAACGUUCAUAUUCCAAUGGAAGUAGCUAGGAUAACAGCUUUCUUCGAUACAAUAUCAAAUAUUCACGAUUCAAAAAAUAUGGAAAUCAAUUUCCAGAUGCUCUCCUCGAUGCAGGGCGGCCACAUGUCGAUCAACGAGGUCGAAUUUGAAGAAAUCAUGAAUCGAAACAGGUUUUUGAACUAUUUCAAGCAGUUAUAUGGCUGUUUGUUGUUCAGAACGGUCGCCUCCUCAGCCAUCAGUCGCGCCGUCGCCGACGCCUCAUCUGGCGACAUCAAAUCGGCGACCGAGACGCUCCUCAUGGCGAUCGAUUUGAUCAAGUCCAGCAGGGCUUCUCAUGACGACCGCUGUCGUCUUCUGGUCAACAGUCUUGAGGUUCGCAAAAAAUCGUUUACCUGAAGAAAGCGCAGUUUCAAUGCGAAUUGAAUUUUUUGACGUAAGAAGGUUUCUCACAUUACUCACACUGAAAUUCUUUUUUCAUUAGUUCUAUUAGAUAUAUCUUGUUGUCAGAAGUAAGUUUGGGACACAAAAAUUGAGUGCUUGAGGGCAAAAUUUGACGUUUAUAGAACAGAUUGUGAAAAAAAUUAUAAUCUUAACUUUAUGGAACAGCAGUUGGAGUUUGAAAAAAAGAAAUAAAUUGAUAAUCUCGGAUUUUCGGUGGGAAUUUUUACUUCAAAGUUUUCGGGAGAAACCGGAAAUUUGGUUGUUUUAAUGAUAAAUAUCGUUCAUCAUUUCGAAGUAGAAUCGCUUGAGCUCAAAAUUGCUGAAAACUCAUGAUUUUUGAAUAGAAAAUAAUUGAAUAUAUGCCUCAUUUUAUUCUUUUUCAGUAAGGCGUUUUUUUCGAAAUUUUCAGAGCAAAAAAACGAAUUUGAAUGAUUUCUCUAUAUAAAAAUAGUCGAAAAAAAAGUUGAGAUUUUUUUUUCCAAGGUGAUAGGAGUUUGUGAACAUAAUUAUUUAAAAGAAGCUUGAUUUUUUUAUUCUGGGGCAGAAUCCAAAAAAAGGCUUUUUUUAUAUUUUUCGAAUCGGUUUCGAAGCUCAAGUUCAAGGUUUUACUAAUAGGAAGAAGAUUUUUAGGUUUACGUUAAAAUAUUGAAAUUCAAGUUUAAUAACUGAUUCCCACGACUUCAGGAUACGCUGAAAGGCAUCGAGAACAAGGCGUAUCCGAGCAGCUCGCGAUCGAAGCACCGUGAUCGUUCGCGUAGUCGCGACCGUGAUCGCAAGAGAAGACGUCGCAGCCGCACUCGCAGUCGGUAAGCAUCGCAAAAAAAAAAAUGAAAUAAUAAAGAGAGUUCUGAACUUUUUAUAAAAAGUUGUGUAUAGCCUGUUCCACGCGAGCUGAAGCUUUUCGAGUGUCUGCGUCUCUCUGUUUUCUCAUCGGCGAAGUUAGAGAAAAGAGAAAAUAGCACGUAUACAUGAGAGAGUCGCAGAGAAGUCCGAAAAAAACUAUAAAGCUUCAAUCAAAUUUUCAAAAAAUCAUAUUUCUCACUUAUCAUCUUUCCAUAAACUUUAAAGGCGCAGAGAGGAACCUUUAGAAAUUAUUAGUGUGAAAAAUGGUCUUUAAACGAUUCUAUCGAACUUUGAGCUUUGCUCUAAACUUUUUAAGAAGCUGUUGCGAAUGAACUAUGCUGAAAAAAACCUUUUUUUCUAAUUUUCUCAUUUUUCAGCUCCGAUUCACGUUCUCCUUCGCCUCAUCGCUCCCGUCGACGCUAUUAAUUCCCUCAAAAUAUAUUUAUUUCCGUUUUUUGUAUUCAAACUGUACCUUGUUUCAUCUUAUUAUACUCCGUUCUUUGAUUAUACGUAAGUUUUUCCCCCAAAAAAACCAAGAAAAUGAUCGAAAUUUUCAGUGUUUCAAUUUGCGAUUCGUCACGCCGUUUUUCUUCAUUUUGGACAAAACUUCCUUUUUUAUUCGUUAAUAUUCAAAUUCGAUGAUAAUAUGGAUCUGCAUUAAGCCUACAGGUUGGUUUUUCGCUUUUUACUUCAGAAUUUUCUUUUGAACUGAAUUUUUAAUUUAUUUUUCCGGGUCUUUUUGUCUAGUUUUAUUCGAUUUCUUUGCUUUCUUACUUCUCACUUUCCUUUUCUUGAGGUUUUUUUCUCAUUCUUGAAAAUCCUAUUCAAUUUUCAUUGACUUUAUCAUGCUGAAUUUCGUAUUUUAGGUUUUAUUAAAAGAUUUUGGUUGACGAAUUGAAAUUUUCAACUUUUUGGUGGGGUUUUGGGGUCAAUUUUUGAAUUUGUUAAUUUUUCCAACUGUUUUUUCCAAGCCCAAGGCAAAGUUGUUAGCUUAUAGUAGAUCCUGUGAAAAUAAUUAAAUUUCAUCUUUUUUGCUUUUUUUAUCUCCUUUAUUUCCCAUAAAAUUUCUCAAUUUUUCACCAUUUCUCUCUAUUUCACAUUAUUUCACUUUUUCUUCUUCAUGAUUUUUUUCAUAAAAAUUAAAUUUCAUAGCGUUUUAUUCAUAUUUUUGCAUCCAUUUCAGUUAGCUACUUCCAUUGGAAUUAAAAAAAUGCAUGUUUUUUUCAAAAAUUUAUAUAUUUUUUUAUCAGCUUUCAUUGAAAAAAAUACUUUUGUUGAUCUCGAUCUUUUUUUCGGCUUGAUACAUACAAAUCUGAUUUUUUUAACUAUAAUUUUUUUGAUAUUUUUUUCUCAGUUUCUGAACAAAGAUAAGCCACCUAAACUUAAUUGUGAAAAAAAGUUUUGAAUUUUUUUUAUUCGUUUCUUGUGUUUUUUUAAAGGAGCACGGCUUGAAUCUUGAAUGAUUGAAUUUUUCAAGCCUGCGCCUUUAAUAAGGAAUAUAACCUUUUGUUAUCCCUAAUAUUUUGUGCUCGCUUAAAUUCACGUGUUCUAAUCGAUUGUAUAGGUGAAGCGAGGACGUCGAUACGGAGUUGCCGAAGCAUCAUCUGGAGCAUCGUUCGACGUCGACGGAGACAAAUCUCUUCUCACCGUAGUCCACAAUCGAUUGUUGACCUUUUUCUCGUUUUUUUGUCUUCUGAUAAAAAGUUGUGGAAUCUGUGGGAAUCCAUCAAUUGUUCAAUUUGAGAAAAGCUUCAGACUUUGGUAAGCCAUGAGUUUUUUUGUUGUAUUUUCAUUUCGGGUCUUUGGUUGUCCGCCUAUUAAAUUCAAUUUUUCCAGAACUGAGCUUGAGGGUUAUUUGAAAUUGUAAUUUUUUUCAAACUCAAAAAGAUUUUUUUCCGAAAUAACUCGAUAUUUUCAGGUACCGCGCCAGAAAAACGAGUCUUCGCCUUUCAACGUUGUUAAUCUUCUUGUUAAAUUGUCUUCACCAUACUAA